Pocillopora meandrina is the source of this 2257-nucleotide messenger RNA. The record is from the annotation of a GenBank genome assembly. Lineage: Eukaryota; Metazoa; Cnidaria; Anthozoa; Scleractinia; Pocilloporidae.
AUGUUUUAUCUUCGAUUCUUUUCUAGGUUUUGGCACCCUGAAAAUUUUUCUGUCAACCAUGGCUGCUGCUCUGGCAAUCGUUUUCAAAUCGAAAGAAUUGCUCAGCCCAGAAUUAUGGAAACAUUUGAAAGAAAUCGGAAAUGCUUCGUUGUAAGUUUUACCGAUGUAUGUGUUGUAUCGAUUUGAAUCUUAAGAAUGAGAGUCAUAUCAUCGCAUCACAUUGUUGUCGUAUGGUUAUUGUGAUCGUUGUGGGCGUACUGUAUAAAAGGCGGGAAAACGCGAGUGACCAAAUCACGAUUCGUUCAAGUUUUGAAUCUGAUUGGUUUAGAAGGUGGCGCGAACUUUCUGGACCAAUCACACGACGAGGUUAAGCAAAAUCAAAGCAAUCAUCGAUUACUUUCGACACUCAAUUCAAAAAUACUCUACUACAUGCAGAAUGCAACUCUAAAGAUCAAAACAAGAUGCAGUAACAUAUUUGCAGGAUCAGGAUUUCGUUGCUAAGCUGGUUUUAUAAUUAUAAUCAUAAUUUCAUAAUUAUUGUGGAACGCGUUCUAGUACUCAUGGAAUGUUGUUUUUAAAGACCCACAUUGGCCUUGGCUAUUUUUCUGGUGUUGUUCCAGUUGUUUCUAACACAUUUCGUCUUCCGUGACUCGACUUAUAUUGUUGUGUAUUUGCUGAAUCUUUGUUGCGUGAUACGCACGCCCUGAACAACUGAUCUACUGAUGACAAACACGUGUAGGCAUUUAUAACUAGUACUAGGCCUGACAGAGUGCAGUCUAAUUCGGUCCGUAAUUCAUUAAGUGAUUGACAAAAUUAUUACAGCACGCGUAUAACGCGUAUAGCCACAGGCAUGUUGCGUUAAAUGGCCAGUUACAAGCAUAACGUGAACCAUACACUGUCCCAUUAGUGCACUAACCAAAACUAUAGCGAAAUUCUCGAACGUGAUUGGUGAUCACCAGCUUGAUUUGAGCACUAAUAGGACAGUGUCAUGUUUGUAAUUGGACAGUGUAAUAGGACAGUGUCAUGUUUGUAAUUGGACAGUGUAAUAGGACAGUUAAAGGGACACUUUACACGUCAUGCCUGUGUAAGUGGACAGAACGCGUCAUGUACUGUUGUCUCGCAUUUCGCCGAGUAACUGUUCCUUUUUUUUUUCUUUUUCUCUUUUCAAUGAAAACUCAGAACCACAACCGAUGUCUUGUACAACUACAGACCGUAUUGGACUCCGCUCGGUCCUAUUUGGCUGUUUUUGACCAAUGGCGUAGCAAAUGUUAUUAUCGUGUUAAUUGUAUAUGUCAUAUUUAGUGGUCAACUCACGCCUCGCCGAGAGAACGUUCAAUACAAAGUUGUGGUAGAUUAAUUGAACGUCGCCGACAGAGACGUCUCUGAUAAGAAGGUUUUUGGCAUAUAUCCACAUUUUUAUCGUUGUUUGGGUGCUUAUUGUUGUUAUUCAUUUUGUUGUCGUGCUAAUGGGUGUUGUUGUUUUCGUUCCUGUGAUGGUUGUUGUUGUUGCUGUAGUUGUGGUUGUUGAUUUGUUGUGUGUUGUACCGGUUGCAUCCAGGUUAAUUAGUAAUUCUCUUAAAUUCACAUCUUGCUUAUGGGUCACUUAGCUUAAAAUAUUCAGCCCGUAUCGUGUACACUUUAUUUUUGGUCUCUUUCUCUCUUUCAGGCGGCUAUUCUCCAUCAUGUCGUACUUUUUCUUCUUCUACAACAUAAUUCUUAUAAUUUUCUCUGCUUUUAUGCGAAUUCUAAAGGCCAUGCUUUUAAGAGUGAUUUUCAUCUCACGUAUCGAUCGAACAUCACUGAUGCGGGGUUUUCAGGCUUGGGACAAAGGUACGUAGCACGCACCCAGUACAAGCAAUUUAUAAGUGACAGAGGCUAUGUGAAGGAAGAUAUACAACAUACACACCUAUUGUGCUGCCAUGUUGUUCGCUAUUUCCUAAAACAGCUUUUAACUAAUGAAAUUAAUGUUUCUGAGACUUCAGCGACGAAAGGAAAGGAAAGCAGAAAUUUCUCAGUGACAAGAUCCAACAAAUUGCCUAGAACGCAGCAAACGGUAGUGGCUCAGUAGCGAUUCGUAAUAGCUUCACGUCUGAUUGUUCGAGAGGGUUGCACGAGAUUUAUAGAGUUGUCGUUGUGCUAACCAAAGCAUAACCUAUGUGAUCCUGGACAACCUUCGAAUCUCACUUCAAAGUUUCUUAAUUUUCUUUCUAGCUUUUGUCGCAUACCUUGGUUUUGUGACUGUACUGGUUGUCCAUAG